Thlaspi arvense is the source of this 1422-nucleotide messenger RNA. Lineage: Eukaryota; Viridiplantae; Streptophyta; Magnoliopsida; Brassicales; Brassicaceae. The record is from the annotation of a GenBank genome assembly.
AAAUCUAUAUCAAAAAUGAAGAUAAUUAAUCUCUUCCUACUUUCUAUCGUGUUUUUAAGCAUCACCACUCUGAUCAAUGGUGGAAUAACAAGCAAAUAUGUCCGGCAAGCUCAGCCGUCGAUCGAGAUGCCUCUCGAAACUUUCCCCGCUCCUAGUGGUCACAACGCUCCUGAACAGGUGCAUAUAACGCAGGGAGAUCAUGACGGACGUGCCAUGAUCAUCUCGUGGGUGACGCCGUUAAAUCUAGCUGGUACUAACGUCGUUACGUACUGGAUGGCCGGUAACGUCAGCGAUGUGACGCCGGCGAAGAAGAAGGCUCAUGGCUCCACGUCGUCUUAUAGAUUCUAUGACUACAGUUCCGGAUAUCUUCAUCACGCCACGAUCAAAGGACUUGAGUAUGAUACUAAGUACAUCUACGAGGUUGGUACCGAUCAAACCGUUAGACAGUUCAACUUCACAACUCCACCGAAGGUCGGACCCGAUGCUCCCUACACAUUCGGGAUUAUUGGUGAUCUUGGACAAACCUAUGCUUCUAACGAGACAUUGUACCAUUACAUGUCGAACCCUAAGGGUCAAGCAGUUCUCUUUGCCGGAGAUUUGUCUUACGCAGACGACCACCCGAACCAUGACCAGAGAAAGUGGGAUUCUUGGGGAAGAUUCGUGGAGCCGUGCGCUGCUUACCAGCCUUUUAUCUUUGCCGCCGGGAAUCACGAGAUUGAUUUCGUUCCCAGCAUCGGUGAGCCUCACGCUUUCAAGCCUUACACGCACCGUUACCCUAACGCCUACAAAGCCUCUGGGAGUAUAUCUCCUCUUUGGUACUCUGUCAGACGCGGCCCUGCUCACAUUAUCGUCCUCUCCUCUUACUCCGCCUACGGCAAAUACACACCCCAAUACGUGUGGCUCGACCAGGAGCUAAAGAAGGUGAACAGAGAGGAGACUCCAUGGUUGAUUGUCAUGGUUCAUUCCCCAUGGUAUAACAGCAACAACUACCAUUACAUGGAAGGAGAGAGCAUGAGGGUAAUGUUCGAGUCUUGGUUGGUUAACAGCAAGGUUGACUUGGUCUUGUCCGGUCACGUUCAUGCCUAUGAGAGAUCUGAACGUAUCUCUAACACCAACUACAAUAUCACCAACGGCUUGAGCACUCCUGUGAAAGAUACUAAUGCUCCAAUCUACAUCACAAUCGGAGAUGGAGGAAACAUUGAAGGAAUUGCAAACAGUUUUACCACCGAGCAACCGAGUUACUCGGCAUAUAGAGAGGCGAGUUUCGGUCAUGCAGUCUUGGAGAUUAAGAACAAGACUCAUGCGCUUUACACUUGGCAUAGGAACCAGGACAAUGAGCCUGUCGCAGCUGAUUCUAUCAUGUUGUAUAACAGAUAUUUCUUCGCCAAGGAGGAGACUGUUGCCGGCGACAUUAAAGUCUAA